Messenger RNA from Gopherus flavomarginatus (Mexican gopher tortoise), 2575 nucleotides. RefSeq lists its product as uncharacterized. The coding region runs from base 1408 to 2436 and encodes 342 amino acids. The record is from RefSeq and is a predicted model, not a curated record. Lineage: Eukaryota; Metazoa; Chordata; Testudines; Testudinidae. The transcript has 4 exons.
AGCCCAGAGCCCACACCCCCUCCUGAACCCUAAACCCCUAUUGCAGCCCAGUGAAAGUGAGGAAGGGACAGCGUAGAUCUUGGGUUGCCCUUAAAUUCAAAAAGUGAUCUUGAGUGUAAAAAGAUUGGCGACUAUUCUUUCAGAGCAACUUGCACAUAGAUUAAAAAUAGCAAUAACAAGAGCUCCUUGUUCCCUCUAGCCUACAGAAAGAAUAGCUUGAUUUGUUUACAGGCCUUUGUGGUUUGCAUGUGUAAGAGUCAUAAUACAUUGCUAAGGGGAGGGUUAAUUCAGCCGUCUGAAUUGUGCAUUUAAUGCUGGCGAUGGGGAGGGCCCCCCCCCAGGUCUUUUCUCUCUUACAGGAGCAAGUCACACAGUCUAUGUCUGGCUCCUGGAAUAGCUCUAGCUUCCGAGCUUGGCACUCGCAUGUCGGCUAUAAUGUUCCCUUUUACCUCCAUGUGGUUUUGAUUGCUAGCAGUUGUCUUCGAUGGUUUUCCUUUGACUGCUCUGGGAUGAGGCAAGGGUAGGGAACUGAACAAUAUAUUACAUAAUCAGCUAGCCAUGGCGCAGUGACAACUCCCUCCUGCUUGAAUGGGUCCUCAUCAAGACACGUGAUUCCCUGGCCAGGAAUUGGAACGUGAGUCUUCAGCAGCUUUCAUGCUGCAGCUCAGAACCUUGGAUCAAGAGAGAAACGAGGCCAAAAGCUACCACCUCCAAAGACAAAGAAUCACCAGCUGCAGGCUUGCACCAGGAGCAGUGGUGAGUCAUGGAGUCCCCUUGUCCCUUCCCACCUCCUCUGAGCAGAGGCAGUGGUGCUAUUGUGGAAUCUUCUCUGCUUCAUCCUUUGCUGCUCAUCAAGGAUGUGAAAGAGCAGCUAAACACGCACAUCAGAAAAAAGAGACUCCAGCUCCUGUGGGGCUUGCCAUAUAUAAUCCUGAACUCCCUGGCAGCAUCCAUCCCAUCCAUCCCAGAGUUCCUGGAAUGCACAGCGCUGCUGGAGUCUAAAGACUACCAGCGGCCACUCUUCAGGGCAGAAAGGCGUAAGCACCUUGAGCGACACCUGAGAGAGAAAAUGGUGCAUCGCAAAUGGGGCCUUCCCAAGAGAAUCCAGAAGUCUUUGAAAUGGUUUAUUCCUCCUGAGGCAGCCAAACAGGAGCCCAUGCUUGAUGAGAAGGUUUCUAUAUCUACCUCUACACAUACAGGACUUUGUGAAGCUUCAUGUGGGAGCUCAGAGGCCUGUACUUGCAGGAUCUGUCUGACAGCACAGAGAUCUGAAGGCAGUGGACAAACCACAGUGACACUAGGCACUACAUCUGAGACCACUCUAGCUGGAAGCAUGAGAAAUCUUCAGAGAUGUCAGACCCGAACAUGUCCACAGAAUAAAACAGGAGAGGAGUCUCUGCUGCUGGAAUGGUCUAUGAAUUUAACCCAGAUACAACUGAGCUGCCAGUGAUUGGGGAGAAGAAAAAGCACCUGGAGUUCCAGGAAGGGAAGGAGAAUUGUGACCUUUCAGAAGACACUGAGGGCUCCAGGGACACAUUUUUGCUGGGUACAAGUCCACCAAGCACACAACCAGCUCUCCUCAAUGGGGCUCAGAGAGAAAUUGGAACUAGCUUCAUGGACACACGGUUCAGAAAUAACAAAGGACAAUGUAACCAGAACCUGGAGCUCGGGACGAAGCUUGAGAUGAAAUGGGGUGUGUCCUACAUGUUCCAGGAAUCCUUUCCUGCCAUGAGACCUCCCCCUGCCCAACUCACUUACUGGGAGAGAAAGCCCAGCUCAGGAGCAGAAAAAAGCCCUGUAAGCAGGUUCAGUGGGUCUCAAAAAUUACCCCAUAGGUGCCAAUGGGGAUUUUCCCAGGGACACUUAAGGGCCAUCAAUCCUCCAGAACAGUCACAAUCACAGCUGCUUUCACAGGGCAGAGAGGAGGAUCCAAAAUCUAACUUUGUCCAGGAAGGACAGAAAUUUCUUGGAAUAGCUGGCUCUUGUAGGUCAGUAAUUAUGCACAGAACUGAGCAUGAUGCAGCUGAUCCCUCUAGGGCCCUGUUACUGCCAGGGCAGUUAGCCUCACUGGAAGGUGAGAAUCAAGAGACGAGGCCAAUGGUGGCUCUUACAGAGCUCUCUCUGGAAUCCCAGUUCCAACCCAGCCCAGCUGGAGUUCCCUGGGCUCUCAAUGGAGACAUGCUGAGGAAUAAAAAUCUUCAGAUUAAAUUGGGUUUGCAGAGUCCCUCCCAAGUGCCAAUGACCCUCAGCACCAACCCAGCAGCCUCCCUGCAUAUCCCAGGAGCUGAGGGUGAAGAAAGUCUUGUUACAGAUGACACAAAAAAAUACUUUGAAUUCCAUCUGAGAGAAAAAUUGCUGCAUCAGAAAUGGGGACUCCCUAAGAGACUGCAGGAAUCCAUGACCCUGUUUCUACUGCUAGAAGCAACAAUAAAUUAAUAAUGCCUUUCUUCCCCAAGGAAGACUGGGAUGUGCUGGUCUGGGUCUCCUUACUCUCCUUCCAGGACAGAAUUCUACAGUACUUAUCACCUCCUCUAAAUUUCUGUUACCAUUAAAUAUAACUCUGGAUAUUCAUCUA